Branchiostoma floridae (Florida lancelet) is the source of this 2154-nucleotide messenger RNA. RefSeq lists its product as uncharacterized. The transcript has a single exon. Bases 782 to 1810 code for a protein of 342 amino acids. The record is from RefSeq and is a predicted model, not a curated record. Lineage: Eukaryota; Metazoa; Chordata; Leptocardii; Amphioxiformes; Branchiostomatidae. Gene Ontology annotation, cellular component: membrane.
GCAGGUUGCUGUCAUCGCUCACGUAGUCCAGACGCUGCGCUUCCUCCAUCUGCGUGAUAUUCCUAAGGAAAUCUGCAAACUAUGGACUAGAACUAGCUAGAGCUGGCGAAUAUGAGAUAAAACGGAAUAUCAAGAGAAAGCAGAAUAAUGUAGGAAAUUAGAUAUGGCUCAAUUUGCAAAUUACUUAGUUUACAUAAAUGGGAACGUUACAUGCUUCCUUCGGGAUCACUACUAGUCCCCAAUGGAAAAAUACAACCUACGUUGUCUUCAUUUCCGCGGGGACUACAUGGCGAAAAUAAUUAAAGAUGGAGAAACUGCCUCGGGGGCCAAAGAUUUUUAACGCUUCAUUAUUAUGUUCAUCUGUUUUACCUUCUAUAGUUAUUAUGACAUGUACUUUAACCAACGGGCGUUCAAGAAAUCGCUGUUAAGGAGCAAGUGGUUGAAAAAGUUAACUCCGUGGAGAUGUAUGUCCGGCGCUUUUCGCGUGCUGGGUAUCGAUUAAUGUGUUAGGGUCACUUAAGACUUAGAUAUGGGUCAGGACCUCUUGUAAACAGGUUGGUUCAGUCCAGAUUAUUGUAGGAGGACACCAUUUUCUACAGGAGUGACUGUGGAGUGCAGCGUGGAAGAUUCCAUCAUCCUGAAGUCCCAUAUCAUCUUCAAAUACCAUCUGAAGUGUCAGUGAGAGAAGGACAACCAAGCCUGCGACUCUCAUACUGGUUGGUGACGUCCUAAACAAUCUCAAUAAGGAAAUAUCAGACUCCAGGUUCCACAAAGAAACGAAAUGGCGACAACAACAACAACUGAUAACCGAGAAAUGACGGAAGGCUCCAGCUUUUCAAAGACAGCAGUUAAUCUGAAAUCUGCUGCCAGUCUGGUGUUGGCUGUAUCUUCUGCGUUCCUGAGCGCCCUCGCAGCACAUUUCAUGGCCUUGGGUAGUCAGGCAGGCGUGCCCGGGCUGCAGCUGAUAUUCCUCGCCAAACUUGCUCAGCUCCUCUGCGUUCUCGUGGUCCUGCCGUACUUCAGACCGAAGCUGACAGCUGAAGACACACUGCAAUGGAUGAUCUUGUUCCUGUCAGCUGUCAUUAGCAACUUGGGAACCAUCUUGGCAUUCAUGUCCUUCGUGUACGUCGCGCCUGGACUCGCUGUCGGCGUCAUCCAAGGACUGAUUCCACUCUCCACCUGCUGUGUUGGAUACAUUUUCCUGAAAGAACGUGUGGGUGUCAUAGAAACAGGUGGCAUCCUUUGCAGUGCAAUUGGAGUUGUCCUCGUCGCGGUGGGAAUGGCCAUGGAAGCCACUACAUCGACACAUGUAAAGCAGCUUUCAUUCGCCAUUCUUCUGCCACUUGCUGCAGCUCUCUCCAAGGGCCCAAAAAGCGUUAUUGCCCGGCUGCUUAUCGGUGUCCAGGGAGUGUCUGUACUGACCGUCGCGUUGUAUGCAAGGGUUUUAGGAACAGUCUUGCUGCUACCAGGGACGUACAUAUUUGAGACACCUCGGUGGACAAUGUCGCCACGAACGAUAGGCCAUGUUAUCGGACUAUGUCUAUGCGACACGUUCUCAUCAUUGUCCAUAAAAUUUAUACUUAAGCUGGAAAAAGCUGGCGUAACGGCGGUUCUAAUGACACUCGUUAUACCCUUUGCCGUGCUGCUGGACUACCUUUUCCAGUCGCAUGUGCACGGAUACAUGGAACUCGGCGGUAUCACACUUGUAAUGACUGGCACCGCUGUGGUGGGAGGGCACUCGUGGUGGGGGCACCGUCAGGAGAUUUGCCGUAAUAAUCUCUUAAAGAAGUUGAACUUCGAUGUCAAAUGAACGCAACUUUUGAUACAUGUCGCAAGGUGAUAAAACAUCAAUUAAGCAAAACAAAACAAGUGUCGGUAGGAAGGCAUUACUCGUUUUUUCUCAUUUUUUGUUUUAUUUUCAGACGUAUGCCAAACUCCAGUGAUACAGUACAAAACUGAAUUGAGGACACUUACAUUUUCAAUGUCAAACUUCAUAUUUUUGCAUAAUGUUUACAAAUCUUUGGACGUAUUUAUCCUUCAUUAUACGUACCAGAUUCCUUUACUUGAAAAGGAAUCAAGCUGAAUAAAAACUCUAACUGGAAAUUAUGUGACUCCGCUGCCCACCCGAAACAAAGGCUUAGGUCGGCAGGUGUU